UCUGUGAUCUGCUGAUGUUUUGGUUCCUGAUGCACCUGACAGUUUUUAUCUCCUCUCUGCUAUGAGACCACGCAGGAUGGAUUCCAGGCUACCCGUCCUGUUGAACUUUUUCCUCUUCUGUAGCUGCUCGGCUUCUCCGCCGAACUUCGUCCUCCUCUUCGCGGACGAUUUGGGUUUCGGGGAUUUGGGCUGCUACGGACACCCCAGUUCAAUCACCCCCAACCUGAACCGCCUGGCAGCGGAGGGACUUCGCUUCACCGACUUUUACUGCACCAGUCCCGUGUGCAGCCCGUCCAGGGCUUCGCUGUUGACGGGUCGCUAUCAGACCCGCUCCGGUGUUUACCCGGGUGUGUUGUAUCCGGGCUCCAGAGGCGGGCUUCCUCUGAAUGAGACCACCAUCGCUGAAGUCCUGAAGCCUCUGGGUUAUGCGACUGCCAUGAUUGGGAAGUGGCAUCUGGGAGUUGGGGCCAAUGGGUCUUAUUUACCAACCAAACAGGGGUUUGACCACUACCUGGGAAUCCCGUACUCUCAUGACAUGGGUCCCUGUAGGAACCUCACUUGUUUUCCACCAGACAUCAAGUGUUUUGGAUUUUGUGAUGUGGGAUCUGUGUUAGUGCCUCUAAUGCACAACGAGGACAUCAAGCAGCAGCCGGUCGACUUCCUCGAUCUGGAAAGCGCCUACAGUGACUUUGCAGUGGAUUUCAUCACCUCAUCAGUGAAGAAGAAACAGCCUUUUUUUCUCUACUAUCCAGCCCAUCACACCCACUAUCCCCAGUAUGCUGGUCCAGGAGCGGCUGGGCGGUCUUUAAGGGGCCCAUUUGGAGAUGCUCUGUUGGAGUUGGACAACACUAUAGGAAACCUGCUGGCAACGCUGGAGGAAAUGGGAGUGAUCAACAAUACACUGGUCUUCUUCACAGCUGACAAUGGGCCUGAGUUAAUGCGCAUGUCCCGCGGGGGAAACGCUGGCCCUCUAAAAUGUGGUAAAGGUACCACAUAUGAAGGAGGCAUGAGAGAACCAGCCAUCGCCUACUGGCCAGGAACAAUCAAACCAGGUGUCACACAUGAGCUUGCCAGCACUCUGGAUGUCCUCCCCACCAUCGCAAGCCUGGCAGGAGCCAAGCUGCCUCCGGUGAUGCUGGAUGGGGUCGACAUGACAGAACUGCUUGUCCGCCGAGGAAAGAGCAAAAGGGAGACGAUGAUAUUCUACCCCACGUCUCCGUCUGAAAAAUAUGGGCUGUUUGCUCUCAGGAUGGGGAAGUACAAAGCUCACUUCUACACACACGGUGCUGAACACAGCGCCACCACUCCAGACCGCGACUGCCCGGCCACGGCGGUCCUCACCGCCCACGACCCCCCUCUGCUUUUCGACCUGGAGGCCGACCCCUCGGAGAACUACCCCCUCACGCUGGAGGGGGAUCCCGACCUCCAAGCGGUGCUGGAGCAGAUCCAGAAAGCAAAGCUGGAGUUCGAGGCCUCCAUGGUGUUCGGGGAGAGCCAGAUAUCCAAAGGAACGGACCCGGACCUCGCGCCUUGCUGCAACCCUCAGUGCAGCCCCAGACCCUCCUGCUGCCGCUGUUAGUUCUGCCUGUCGAACCAACUUCAGAAGAAGUUAAAUCUUGAUGCACUUCACUGACUCAGAAUUGCUUGUUGAAAGCAAGAACACUGAUUUAUUUUUUUUAAAUGCUAUUGCUGUGGAAGGUUAAGGUUGUGAUUGCAGUUUUUUUUUUUCAAGUAACAGUGGUUUAUAUGUUGAGGAUGGAUGGAUGGGUGGGAUAAAGGUUUGAUUCUUGAAUGUACAAAUAUAGGAAAUAAAUAUUUUAAUAUUGUUUUAAUAUUGCCUGGAUUCAUUUGACAUUUGCAGUUGAAUCACAGUAUGUCCAUUUAUCGGUUAAUUUCAUUUUUUAAACUCGCGGUUCACUUAGAAUAUGCAGAAUUCAUAGGCGCCUGAUGAAAACCCUCCCUGGACCUGUUCUCACUAGUAUGAAAGAAUAUUUGAGUUAGUUGGAAUAAGAAUAUUCUCACUCUAAUGCAGCAUUGUUGUUUCAGUGUAUGUAUAAAAUCCUCUCACAACACUAAAUGCAAAAUCCACUAGUUGCCAUGAACAUUUCUGAACAAGCAGGUAAUAUUUAACUAUCAAAAAUCAGCUAAAUAUGCUGAAUCCUCAAAUUCUUGACUCUCGAGUCACAGUCUUAUCUGCUGCUCCCUCACAACUGUCACCUUCCAACAAAUGUGUGUAUCCUGUGGAGACUGUCUUCUCCCAGAACACUUAACAAUAAUGAAUUAAGUAUUUCUUCCUCUUUCUCCGUGGUUUCCCUCCAGGCUC
Molecule: messenger RNA, 2323 nt
Organism: Salarias fasciatus (jewelled blenny)
Lineage: Eukaryota; Metazoa; Chordata; Actinopteri; Blenniiformes; Blenniidae
Gene: arsa
Product: arylsulfatase A
Exons: 8
Coding region: 62-1579 (505 amino acids)
Molecular function (GO): arylsulfatase activity
Source: RefSeq, a predicted model, not a curated record